AUGGACGGGUUUUAUGGCAUCCGCUUACGUCCAUAUCAGCUGGAAGGGGUCAAUUGGCUGGUUCGCUGCUUCGGCUCUCAGCACGGCUGCAUCCUCGGGGACGAGAUGGGUCUCGGAAAGACCUGCCAGGCUAUUUCUCUGCUUGUCGUCUUACAAGGGAAGCUUAAAAAGAGGCCUUUUUUGAUACUUUGCCCUCUGUCUGUGCUGAACAACUGGAAGGAAGAACUGGAAAAAUUUUCUCCCGGCCUUUCCUUUGUGGCGUAUGCGGGGGAUAAGGAAGAACGGGCAAAGCUCCAAGAGGACCUGAGGCCCAGUGACAGUUUCCACGUUCUCCUGACAACUUACGAGCUGUGCCUCAGGGAUGCCACGUUUCUGAAAAGUUUUAACUGGGUGUGCCUCGUGGUGGACGAAGCCCACCGGCUGAAGAAUCAGGAAUCGCUGCUUCAUAAAACGCUUACUAAGUUUUCAGUAGACUUCAGGCUUCUGCUGACAGGAACGCCAAUUCAGAACAGCCUUCAAGAGUUAUACGCCCUGCUUACUUUUAUUGAACCAGACGUAUUCCCCGAAGCACAUGUGGACGAAUUUGUUGGCUGCUAUCAUGAAAUUGAAAAGGAAAGCAAAGCAGCCACAGAACUCCACGCUCUCCUCCAGCCCUUCUUGCUCCGGAGGGUGAAGGCGGAAGUGGCCGCCGAACUCCCGAAGAAGGAGGAGGUGAUGCUCUACCACGGCAUGUCGGCUCUGCAGAGGAAGCUGUAUAAGGCGGUUCUGAUGAAGGACCCAGGAGCAUUUGAAAAUGACACAGGGAAGAAAGUGAAGCUCCAGAAUAUCUUGAUACAGCUCCGGAAGUGCGUUGCCCACCCGUACCUGUUUGAUGGUGUUGAACCAGAGCCCUUUGCCAUUGGGGAUCAUCUAAUUGACGUCAGUGGGAAACUGAGCUUAUUGGACAAGCUUCUCUCAUUCCUGCAUGCUGGUGGCCACCGAGUGUUACUGUUUUCCCAGAUGACACGAAUGCUGGAUAUUCUCCAGGACUACAUGGAUUAUAGAG
Molecule: messenger RNA, 1045 nt
Organism: Gekko japonicus
Lineage: Eukaryota; Metazoa; Chordata; Lepidosauria; Squamata; Gekkonidae
Product: chromodomain-helicase-DNA-binding protein 1-like
Exons: 11
Biological process (GO): DNA repair; chromatin remodeling
Cellular component (GO): nucleus
Molecular function (GO): DNA helicase activity; ATP binding; ATP-dependent chromatin remodeler activity
Source: RefSeq, a predicted model, not a curated record